Molecule: messenger RNA, 1994 nt
Organism: Mercenaria mercenaria
Lineage: Eukaryota; Metazoa; Mollusca; Bivalvia; Venerida; Veneridae
Exons: 4
Coding region: 165-533 (122 amino acids)
Source: RefSeq, a predicted model, not a curated record
UAGAUCAAAACACGGCAUUUUCGUACAUCAACGGCACAGUACAUGCUGCAUACAGUUUUACAAGGAAGAAGGUGUUUUUCAAUAUAACGGGUACUGAAUUAAGUCCAUUGAUACCUAGACCUGUGCCAGAGAAUACAGUUCUACUAUACGAUUUUGAAAAGCGGAUGAUGUACUCACUAAGUGGAGGCGAGUGCCAGAAGUCCAGUUUAGAUAGUAAUAUGACAAACCAGUGCAUUCCAAAUGACGCCAAACAAAUUGCAACUGGGGUGUUUGGAUCAGGCAACACAACCAGGUUGUUACAUACCUACCAGUUCUCUACAGAUAUAGACGUACCUUAUGACAUCACCGCCACGGUAUUUAAAAAUGAAUUGACGCCUAUACACCCUAAGGUAUGCGAGCCGUUUUAUGUGAACUACUACACUCCUUCAGUGAACCCUGACAGCGGAUCAAUGUACGGCUUACAAUUUAUGGACAUUGGUCCUAUAAAAUCGGAGAAAAUAUUUGACAUUCCGAAACCAUGUAUCACAGUUUAAAACCGCACAUAUUUAAUUUAAAUUAUUUCUUAAAUGUACUUAUGCGCGGACUAAACAAAUGAAGCUAAAAAUUUACUAUCACUAUUUAAAUUGUAUUUAUACUGAUUCUUUAAAAUUUAGUUCACGUUAAAACCAAAACCAUUCAGUCACUUCUUUGUGGAUCCAGUGUGAUAUGUCUGGUAUUUUAGGAUUAGGCGUAAAAAACAAAUUGUUUGUUUCCGGUAUCCCGACCUUGGCCUUGGAGAAUUCUUUUUCAACUUUUUGACAAAAACUUGCAAAACUGCACUUUUUAUGCUUUAAACAUGGUCAGUGAUGUUAGAAAUCAACUUACUGAUGCUCUAAAGGCAUAACCCCCCUAUUUGUAUUCAUUUUUUGACACAAAAAUAAUUUCCGAAAAGUCUCCCUUAAUAAAAAAAAAAAAUAAACAAUUCCAACCUACCUGCCCUAAUUUUUUUGAGCAUGUUACCGGAAACAAAGAAUUUUUUUUAGGCCUUACGGAGUCCAUUGAAUAGUUCCGCCUAAGCCAGUACUUUCCAUUACUUCUCAGGAACAGACUCAAUCAAACUUAGUCUGCUAUUAUUUUGCUUGGUUGUAUCUAUGCUUCCAAAGGAUCUUCGUACAGAUUUUGUUAAACAGUUUUUAAAUUGUAGGUUAUCCCUCUGGCAAUGAUAAAACGAAUUGCUGCAACAACAUGGUCUGUCUCUUGGAAUGCGAGAAUAUAUGUGCACAUUAACCUUUUGGUAUUUGUUUGUAAACUAUUUUUGAACUUGUUAUUGCUUUAGUAUGUUUAUUUCAUGAGUUUUAUGGCAUUUAGAAAGUUGUAAACCAUAUUGGAACUUACGGCAUACUCGUAUCCAUGAAUGCCACAAGACAAAAAAUAACGAGAACAAUCCAUAUAUUAACAUUUACAGUGGCUUUACUAUAAUUACCAAUUUGUAUCAGAUAUUAGUAACGUACAGUAUUAUGGCGUUUUUAGCUCGUCUGAUUUUUGAAAACAAUCUACGAGGUGUUGUCGUCAUUUGAUCGUCGGCGUCGAUAUCGGUGUCGGCUUUGGUUAAAAGAUUUGUUUAGGUCCACCUUUUCUCAAAAACUAUGAGCUACAGCUUUGACACUUUGAACACUUAGUUUUCAUCAUUAGGGGACUACGUAGGCCAAAAACCAUAAAUCUUAUGUGCAUUUUGUCAGAAUUAUGGCCCUUUUUGUACUUAGAAAAUCUAAAAUUUAACUUUUUUGUUACAUAUUGUCCAGCACUUGCAGACGAGCGAUGUCACCCUCAGGCGGUGCGUUUGUUGAUUUUAGCAGUGUGAAACCCUUUUGCUGUUGAUAACAUUAUUUGUUAUAUAAGCUCUCACUCAUUUAGAAGUAUGAAGUUUAAAUUUAAUAUUAUAUGUUAUGAAAAUAUUCUGUAUUGAAAUAUCAUAUGAAAAAGUAACAAAAUAUGAUUAAAGAUAAGUACAGUCA